AUGUUUUACGAUGUUAAUCGAUUUCAUCUAUGCGUUUUCGUAACUUGGCAGCUCGUCAAUUUUGCUGUCGGGCAAUAUAUUUUCAAUAUUUUCUCCAUUCACGUUCCAAAAUGGAAAUGUGGAGAUGGCCCAGUAACAAAAGAUUGCAAAGUCUACCAGUCUUGUCCGAAGGAUAAUCUCACGUUUGUAGAUCCUAUUUUUACAUCAGUUGCUAUGGAUUUCGAUUGGGUUUGUGGUUCUUCUGCUCAUUAUCAAUCAUUUUUCUCGUUGGUUCAAUAUCUGGGUGUUCUUGUUGGAACUGUUUUAUUUGGAACUUUGUCAGACAAAUAUGGGCGGAAACCAAUUGGAAUUUUAGUAAUAGUGAUUGCAAUUAUUUCGCUUCUAGGUACCGGACUUUCUCCAAAUCGCCAAUUGCUUUUUAUAGCACGAUUUUGCUCCGGCUUAUCAAUUGCAGGUGUUCUAGUAUGUAUAUGUGCAUGGAUCCUUGAAUCGAUUCUAUCUCACCAGAGGAUGGUUAUACGUGCAUUUUUCAAUUGGGGGUGGACAAGAGUUUUCAUUACAGUUGUAUGUUAUUUGACACAAGAAUGGAGAUUGGCUUCUUAUGUAUGUGCAGCGUGUCUUGUUCCAGCUCUUCUCAUGCUGAUUUUCUUGAUUCCAGAGUCUGCCAUAUGGUUACAUAGCAAGGGUGAAACUGCAAAAAUGAUUGAGAGUGAGAAAUUCAUGGCAAAAAUCGCAGGAGUUUCUUAUGUUCCAAUUGAACACAAACUGAUUCACUCAAAAACUUUAUUAGAAACUCUCAAUACGAAAGGGUUAUUCAAAAAGCUGUUCGUAUUAUGGAUCAUGUGGUUUUUCGUUGCUGUUUGUGGAUUUGCAAAUGAUUUGAAUUCAAACAGUCUUGCCGGAAACCUUUACUUGAAUCAAGCGUUAUUCGGUAUAUUACUUGUGCUGUCAAAAAUUGUACUGCUUUUUGUGGAUACCAAAUUUGAAAACUUUAAACGGAGAACGUUGCAUCAAGGAUCACAAUCCGGAAUGAUAAUUAGCUUUCUCAUUUUAGCAAUAUUUUUAUGGAUUGACUAUCAUGGAACAGGUUUCCUAAUCGUUUACCUUUUUGGAACAAUGUUCAUCGAAUACACAUGGGAUGCUGUAUAUCUUUGUGCUAUUGAAUCGAUGGAAACUUCUUCUCGAGCAAGUGCAGUUGGCUCAUGUUCAUUAAUGGCUAGAAUUGGUAGUCUUUUGGCACCAUUUCUUACUUAUGCAAACACGUGGUGGCCCCCUGCAGUUUAUUUCACUAUUAUUGUUUUGGGGACUGUAAACUUGAUAAUAUCAUUUAUGUUUUUGCAAGAAACGAAAAAUGUAAAUUUGGAUGAAGUACAAGUUAACGACGAUGAGGCACAGGAAGAGAAAAUUGCGAUGUUGCAGACCUAAUUAUAUCAAUACAAUGAUAUUUAUUAGGAAAUUUACACGCUUUCUUAAGCAUUUUUUAUUUUUUAUUUUGGAAGAAGUUAACAUGAAAUGUUUAUUUUCACAUUUUUGUAGCAUACUUUUAAAAAACUUUGGCACAUGGUGUAGUAGCUGAACCCGGAAUUGUUUUUGAUGUAUGAAGGUCCGUAAAGAUCAGCUUCAAAUAAAACUAUGAUUUAA
Caenorhabditis elegans is the source of this 1641-nucleotide messenger RNA. RefSeq names its product Major facilitator superfamily (MFS) profile domain-containing protein (gene C44C10.3). Gene Ontology annotation, cellular component: membrane. The coding region runs from base 1 to 1425 and encodes 474 amino acids. Gene Ontology annotation, biological process: transmembrane transport. The record is from RefSeq and is marked reviewed. NCBI's taxonomy places the organism in Eukaryota, Metazoa, Nematoda, Chromadorea, Rhabditida, Rhabditidae. Gene Ontology annotation, molecular function: transmembrane transporter activity. The transcript has 6 exons.